AUGCGUAUUGCGACACUACAGUUCGCCCCCAAGCUGGGUGAUGUUGAGAGCAACAUCCAACGCGCUAAUGAAGUCUUGAACCGAGGCAAGCUUCUCUCAUUGGGUUCUGGCCGGAGCUUGAAUCCCAAAGCUGGUCUCACCGCUGCCAUUGAGAUUGAGAGACUGAGACCUGAUGUUUUGGUUUUACCUGAGUUAGCAUUGACGGGAUACAACUUCCCCUCAUUGGAAGCCAUAAAACCCUAUCUUGAGCCCGCAGGCACAGGCCGCAGCGCCACCUGGGCGCGCGCCACAGCCAAGCGCUUAAAAUGCAAAGUCUGCAUCGGGUACCCGGAAAUCGAAAUUGGAAAUGGUACAGACCCGGCUAAAUACUACAACUCCCUUUUGGUAGUUGACGAGCACGGCGAGGUUAUCCACAACUACCGUAAGUGCUUCUUGUACUACACAGAUGAGACGUGGGCGGCCGAAGGGAAUGUGGAGCGGGGGUUCCACGAGCUUGACUUCCACUCGCGGGAUGAUGCACAGCGUACAUCCGGAGAUCUCGUGGGUGAUAUCCACCGAGGUGCAGCAGGUGGCGAUAAAGGCGACGGUGAGGUAGUAGGGUCCGCACCAUCCAGCAAAAAAGUGGCAACAUCAUUCGGUAUCUGUAUGGAUAUCAAUCCUUACAAAUUCGAAGCACCCUACGCCGCCUACGAGUUUGCCUCGCGUGUUUUGGACUCCCAGUCUCAGCUUGUGAUUCUCUCUAUGGCUUGGCUGAGUAUGCACAGCCGCGAAAUCUUAGAUGCAUUAAACCGGGAACCGGAUAUGGAUACCUUCAGCUACUGGCUCCAGCGGUUCAUGCCGCUCCUGGAGAAAGAGAUGCAGCAUGCACGAAAUGUGGAUGAUGAGGAUACCCCCAAACAGGUUGUGAUCGUCUUCGCCAAUCGAGCCGGUGAAGAGCCGGCGGCAGAUGAUACCAAGCCACCGGCGCUGUAUGCGGGGACCAGUGCCGUUGUUGCGGUGACGCAACGGGCCGGGUUGGGGUCACGGGAGGGAGUACAGGCGGAGAAAGAGAUGGAGGUGAAGAUCCUCUGUUGGGAUCAGCUUGGAGCGCAGGAAGAAGGUAUUUGUUUCGCGGAUACCACGGCAGACCCGAAAAUGGUUUUUGGGCUUCGUCGUUCGGAGUGA
This is a messenger RNA of Penicillium longicatenatum, 1164 nucleotides long. Its product is annotated as putative protein N-terminal asparagine amidohydrolase. Bases 1 to 1164 code for a protein of 387 amino acids. Gene Ontology annotation, biological process: protein catabolic process. The transcript has 2 exons. Lineage: Eukaryota; Fungi; Ascomycota; Eurotiomycetes; Eurotiales; Aspergillaceae. Gene Ontology annotation, molecular function: protein-N-terminal glutamine amidohydrolase activity; protein-N-terminal asparagine amidohydrolase activity. The record is from RefSeq and is a predicted model, not a curated record.